Pectinophora gossypiella (pink bollworm) is the source of this 15327-nucleotide messenger RNA. RefSeq lists its product as uncharacterized. Gene Ontology annotation, biological process: SCF-dependent proteasomal ubiquitin-dependent protein catabolic process; positive regulation of protein ubiquitination. NCBI's taxonomy places the organism in Eukaryota, Metazoa, Arthropoda, Insecta, Lepidoptera, Gelechiidae. The transcript has 14 exons. Gene Ontology annotation, cellular component: SCF ubiquitin ligase complex. Gene Ontology annotation, molecular function: protein binding. The record is from RefSeq and is a predicted model, not a curated record. Bases 210 to 1616 code for a protein of 468 amino acids.
GGUCGAUCGCGCAAACGCACAAAGUAUUAGAAAAAGUGGGAUCGAAUUUUUUGAGUUGUUCGAAUCGUUAAUUUGCGCGAUAUUUCGAUUUACAAUGGACGUGUAGACAACUGAACAGUCAGUGACUUUCUCUUGUUAUAAUUAGUGCUCUGUUAACAACGUGACUUGUGAACAAAUAUUUUUCCGUCAUAAGAAAUCGACAAUCCAAGAUGGCAUUGGGGUGGGAAUCCCUGCCUCUCCUCCCACUGCGGUGUGUGAUGGACCACCUGAGUCUGGCCGACACCCUCACAGCCACAGCUGUCUGCCGCAACUGGAGGAAUGCGCUGAUUAUGUUUGAGGGACACAGAGACUUAGUUCGCCUGCAAACAAAGCAGACAGAGAAAAACCUGUUCCUCGCGCGACUCUUCAGGAGGAACGUCACGAAACUUCACGUCCACAUCGACUGCGAGGGUGAGCAGCUCGACAAGUUCUUCAGCAUCGUACUGCCCGAAUUCUUCGACUCAGUGAAACUAGAGGAAAUAAUAUUCAUCGGACCAAGCUACUUACAGCACAAUUACAGAUUGUCUCCAGCUAAACUAAACAGGGUAGUGACUGAGAGUCUUGUGUUCAAAAAUUCGCACUGCAUAUCGAAUCUGGCUCUGUUCUGGUGUGAGAUGGACGCGGCGAAUGACAACGAUAGGUAUAUGCACGAACAGAUAGAAUACUACAGUCGUCCGCUGUCGUUCGACGAGAUGCCCUCAAUCGCGGACAGCGUGCUGUCGCGGAGCAACUCCAGCCUCAUGGUCUUCUCCACCUUACAACACAUAGCAGUGGACUAUGACUACAUAAACACGUCAGCGCUGGAGACGCUGUCCCACCUGCCAUUGUUCAGCCACCUGUCCCUCGUCAUAUCCGAGCGAGAAGCUAUGCAGCCACUGCGCUGGGACCACAUCGCGCCCUGCUACCCUAACGGGCUGGACGUCUCGCUUCACAUUGUCUCGUUGCCGUUUCGUAAAUUCAGCGAGGUGAUAGACAACGUUCUACUCGAGGGAAUGUGUCUGAUCUCCAUCAAAGUAUACUUUUGUAAAACUCUGUACGCGCCGCUGCUGACUGCCCUGGUCCGCUACAAGCACAGCCUCCGCGAGCUGGUGUGGGCGGACUGCCCUUACAACCAUAUGGACUCCUACCACCGCGUCGUCAAGAAUCUCCAAUACCCACAAAUUGACGCUUGCAACAUCAAUCCAUUUAUAUUGCUAUGUUGGCAAUGCGUCAACCUGAGGAGGCUUGUCAUACACGGUUACUGGAUAUGGCAGUACGACGUGCUAGGUUUCGUGCGCCUGCGCAACACGCUGCAGCAGCUGGAGAUCUCGGCCAUCUACGCCAAGCGGACACGCUUCCAGAGCAAGCAGGCGCCGCCCGACGUGGCGCUGCGGGUGCUGGAGCGGGACGCGCCCGGGGUCGUGCAGCAGCACUAUGUGCAGCAAAUCAACCAGCUGACAGAAUUCGAGUGGCUCCCUCCCUCCUGGUCGUCACUUCACCGUGCGCUUCAAGCUCGCUCCACACCACCACAACGCGCUGAAUACAUUUCUAGCGAGGUCAUGCGUCCUGUGCCGCCACCAGUGCAAUCCAUUAUGUGAACAACUAAUGCAAGACAGAGAAGAUAAAAGGAGACAAUAAGAAAGAGAAGCAGACGCAUCAGCGAACAACAAAAUUAUAAACGAAGUAAGAAAGAGUGUACUUCUUGAUUCUUCUUCUAGAAGGAGCAAAAGAAGAUCUACGCGAUUGAAUUCUUAUUAUCCAAGUAAGUGGAGAAUGACUGCUAGAUCGAAUACUUUGAUGAGUUAGCUUAUAUUGGUUUUAAAAAAAAACAUUUAUACUGCCAUACGACCUUUUAUAUGACAAUCUUCUACACCUUUUAUUGCGAUCCACCUUAGGACGCUAGGGUUGGUGAAGACGGUAAACGUCCACUUUUCAAACCGAGCGAUUAUAACGCUUAAGUUUUCAUUAGGUUAUGUAAAACUCCUGAAUUAGAACAAAAAUGUAAAUCUGUUCGAUUUAAAUUUUGAAUUUAUUUGUUCUUAAAAAAAAAACAAUCGGUACCGAUAAAACCAGCCUGUAAUAAUUUAUUUUUUACGAUAUAGGAUAACUUAUCAAAGUCGUAUAUAAUAUAAGCUAUAACUGCGUGAAGACGAUACAAUCCCACUAAAAAGUAUAUCUAAAUGUGGACAAGUGGUGACUGAAAAAGUCUAUUCCAAUCUCAACUAUAAGGACUUGUUUCGACUUCGAAAUGUAAAAAAAAUACUAUCUAAUAGUUUUUGAUAAAGAUAAGGGUUGAUGGAAUGUCGUAUAUGGUUGUUUGUGGUUACUUUCAAUAUUAAUAGUGAGGUUAAAUCCCUCAUAACGGGUGCGAAGUUACAUUGUCCUAGGUCAAAUGUCAAUACAGACAUGGCUUUAUUAUACGAAAAUAUGCCAUAAUGAGGAUAAAAACUACAAGCUUAAAUGUUGACGGCAGCACUGUUGAGUGUUCCUAAAUUUUGACAGUUCUUCAUACUGUCCAGGUAAAAUUCGCGAUAAAUUUCUAUAAAAAUGUGAAGCAACAUGGAGUGUCUCCCGUAUGAAGGAUGAGUUACGAAAAAGAAAAGCCAUCAAUUAGUUUUUCUAAGUUUCUUCUUUCCGAUCUUUAGGGAAUAAAUAUAACGGUUUGAGUUUCCAGUUCAACGCUACGCAAAGAGUUACGGUGUAAAAAGAUAACCAAAACAAUAUGUUUGUUUACUCAAAUAGUACGUGGAACUGUCAAAAUUUAAGAACACUCAACAGUAGCGACACCUGAUGGGAGAAAUAGACAGUUUUUAUUCUCACUAUCAACGCAAAAGAUUUACAUUUAUGACUUCCCAUAUCGCUGUGAAAGACUGACAGUAAUAGUUGUCUACUCUAUGGCGACCGCUUGCCAUAACUAUAAAAGUGAAGUGAAGAUUAAAGGACCCUAUUGCCAUAACCUAUAAAAAGUAUGAAUGCGAUGUUUUGCGCUUAUAUAAUCCUGGUUAUGCCGAACGUAACUGAGGAAGACAAUAAAAACCAGGCUGAACAUGGUUCACUGGCCACUGUCGUAUAAUAUAGCAGGGAAAGCUCCUUUCUUCCAUUAAAUAAUCCAUUAUUUUCAUCCUUUCUUCCAUAAUAUUUACCACCACGCAGGGUUUGCUUGAAGAGAUCUCUUUUAGAGAUAAGCCAACCUUAUGUUAUAUGUGCUUAUUGUCUUGUUUUCCCUUGCUAUGUGUACAAUUAAUAGUAUAUAAAGCCUUGUUUGUCGACAGUUUUUUGUACAGUGUAAAACAGUUUACAGAUUAGGUAGAUAAAGUACCGGGGUGGUUAAAAAUGUCACAUCGAAACAAUUCAUCUGAAAAAAGCAACAUCGCAAUGCAAAUGCAAAAAUUACAAAUGGCAAUAUUGCUUUUUUCGAUGAAUUGCUUCGUUAUGACCUUUUUAAUCCCCCUGGUGUGGAUUCGGGCAACCAUCUAAUUUGACGGGACUAAAACUAGCAUCUCCUUCUGGCACGUAUUGUAAGUGAAGGAUAGCAAUAAUUUAACGGCUGUCAAACUGAUAAUUGAUAUUUUUCUUCAGUAUUAAUAUUAAAAGGUAACAAAGGGGGUAGGUAAAAUGUAUAUUAUUUUAAAAUAUGUAUUUCUUUUUUUAAAAUGUUUAGUAAAACAUGUCUUAGGUAUAAGUCAUGAUAAAUAGAUAAAUGUUUAAAAAAUAUACUUCAAUGGACCGUUUAAAAUUUAUUAUUGGAAGUGUUUAGUAGAUUUGCACUUUAGUCUGAAUAUGGCCUAAGCGUUUCGAUUUGAUCGGAGUUUAUCGAAUUAUGUUACUUUAAUAGUACAGGUUUUGUAUUCCUGAGACGUAGAUAUUGCUCAAAGAUUUAUAUUUUUACAUCUAGAAUGCCAUAGAUUCUCAUAGUACUAAAAACAGUUUAAAAUGUGUUUGUUUUUGCAACUAAUCAGUACAAAGUAUCAAAGUGGAAAGGAGUGGAAUCCUCUGCCGUCUUCUGUAUUUUCGAAUGCAUAUAACCCGGGUGCUUUCUAGGCCAGAGUGAACAGGCACCGUCUGGGGCCAAGAGCAAACUCAUCAAAGGUAAAAAAAGUCUUGGCAUUUUAACUUGAAAGAUUUUAUACAUUUUAGAUAAUGAUUAUAAUAUUUUUGCAUGACGAUACAUAACAUCACAACAAUACGGCUGUAUCUGUUAUUUUUUCAGACAGAAUUGGUUCUAAUAACCGCUCGGAACACAAAACCUGUACAUAUUUAAAAUACAUCAGAAAUAUGAAUCACAAGUAAUCAGAAUAUAGUGCUUUAAUCGAAAUAUUACGAAGUUCCUCAAUAAAACAUUGAUUAGUCAACUUACGCGCCAAUUACUUUGAAAUAUUUUUACGAGUUGUGAUUGCAAAAUUAUAUUUUUUAUGAUUAGCUCUGAUGUGAGGUAAUUGGUAAAUCUCAUUUUUUUUUGUAGAUGAAAAUAUAUAAUUAAGACUUAUGUGAAGCAGGACAGAAUAUAAAACAUUUGAAGAUAUUAUAAGGUUUGUUGCGUGGAUACCUUUUGAUCUUUUAAAUAUAUUUUUUUUGUAUCAUAGAGUAGAAUAUCAAACAGAUUUCUUUUAAAUAUUUUCUUAUGUUUUAAUCAGCCUGCGUCUGUUGCGAAUGUAAUAUAUAUAAUGUUAAUAAUUAUAUUGCACAUUUAUAAUGUAUGUGGUAAUAUCGCAUGUAAAUAGCUUAAAAUACUUUAUCCUAUUAAGUAUUAACAAUGAUGACAAGUCAAAUUUAAAAAAUAACGAAAUCUUGACCGUCUAUGGAGAAUAUAUAGGACUAAAUCGUGACAAAGUCAAUUUCCACCAAACAUGAUAUAUUAUUGGAUAUCUGUAUUUAUCACGGAAUAGAAGAAAGAUGUUGGAAGGGCCAAGUGAGCGCAAAACGCGCGCCAUACAAGUAGGAACAAAUAGUUCAUACUUCAACUUUGCACUCCACUCGUCUGCAAACUUACUAACGCACGGAGCUCCGCGAUAGUAUAUUAAAAGGUCGUCUUGUGCAUAAUAACUGCAGGGCAAAAAAACAAAAAUUUACUAUCAUGCGAGGACAUCCCUCCUUAUCACAGGAAAGCUAAAAACCUUAGUAUGACCGGCUAUUUAAAAAAAAAAUACUAUUGUGCGCAGUAUCUUAAAAAAAUAAUGAUACAAUUGCAGCUUAUCACAUAAAAUAUAUAUUGCCGGUAAAUUGGCUAUGGAAUUUGAGAAUCAGUGGAGCUAUCGUAGUGGUCUGUUUGCAGGAGUAGUAGUAAAAGAGAGCGGGAACCGGUAGCAUGUGCGACUGCGGUUCUCAUAUUAAAUGCGCGUUUUGGGUCUUUCCAUCCCCCGAUACCGACUCCGCCGUCGUGGUCGACGAUUUCCCUCAUUCAGCGCUUAUUGCUAUCGACCCACUAGGGUCGAUUAAUUCUUUCAAAUAUUUUUCCUCUCAGACGACGCCCUGAGCCGAGGUUCGCGCGCAACUGGGCACCCUCAGGCCUAUUGUCUUAAACGUUGUACCGGGUGAGAGCCUUCAGCGCUCCCCAUUUGUCCGGCCAAGUAGUUAAUGCCAUCUGCGGCAAAUCUACAAUAAGUCACGUCAAAAAAAAAGGUCUUUCCAUCCUCUUUAUUCUAUCUCGUGGUAUUAUAGUAGUUGAUAUUGAUAUACAAAUAUAAUAUUUGUUAAAUUCCCACCUGAAUAUAUUCAACGAUAAAAUAAUAACAGUUUAUAAAUACAGACGAAAUGAAAGCGAAUCGUACGUGAAUUUUUGUAGUAAAUAGUAUUCUAAUAUAAAAAGCAUUGAGAAAGGCCGAAUGAUAUGUUACUGGCAACAUCUCUCAAAAAUCGCGAAUUUAUCAUCUAGUUGUAAUAAGUGCAAUGUUGAAGGUAAUAAAUAGCGGGGACCGGAAUAAUGUUAUACUUUUUGUAAAGAAAACUUAUACGAACGUAAUUCUAUUAAUUGUUCACAAACACAAAUAAUGGUACUGGCGUUUCCGGCCCCGUUUUUAAAAAAAGAACAAUCUCACGCCAAAGGCAAAAUAUGAGAAGGUAACUGCAGCACAAGUCCUAAACGAUAGCAAACUAUCUUAAUUUGGCAUCGCGUUUAUGACUUGUGAGCCAAAUUGUAGCAAGAAAAAGUAGAUUUUACAUCGUAAACAAUUAACAAAUAGCGCACAAUGAACCAGUACUGUUUAAAUUCUAAAUAACGACAGCGAUGUGCGAUAUCUGAUAUGAUAUAAUGGCCCCGAUUCCUGCAGACACCUCGUAAUUUUACUUAAAGUUAUACCCGUCAUUCUCUUAUCGCCCCAAAAGGAAAGGGACGGAUGAUUUACAACUGUUAACUUUAAAAUGAAUGAAUAACCCGGGCGAAUAAAAUAGGCAUCUCGCUGAUAUGCAAUACGUUUGACGUGUGCUGUCAACUUAAUUCUGUCGGGUUGCUGAUCAGUAUAACAUUUUGGCAGGGUUUUUUAAAUUUCGAUUGCCCGUCGCUUUCCUUCACGGCGAAUAAGAGAAUGACAAGUAUAACUUAAAAUAAAAUUAGAUGGUGCGUACAGGAAUCAGUACCAAUUGCUAUGUAUUUGUACUUUAGCUAGAAAGCUUUACCUUGCGAUAAAAUCGACUUAUGACUUAUAUCUUUUGGUGUGACGUUAUGUAGGUAACCAUCUAGUCAGGGAUCCGUAUUACUGUAAAUAUAUUAGACCAAGAUGCGUACGAUACGGGUCCAUUAAAACAUUGCACAAAAUAAGAACGAAGUAUUACAAAUACAUAUUUAUAUCAUCCUGUAUAGCUUUAAGACAAGUAUGUCGCGAUACUGUAUAUGAUACAGUCGUUUUAUAUGAAGUGCCACUCUGCUAUUGCAACAAAGAAAGAACUAGUUUUUUUUUUCAACUCGCGAAGUGUAAAGAAACGAAUGUAGUGUUGUUAUGAUAAAACUAUUAUUGUGAUCACCGAGUGAAUAAUACAGACUUAUUUAGUUAAAAUUUAAGAUCAAAUUGUUAUGCGACUAAAUAAUAAAGUAAUAUAAUACUACUUAAAAAUGGAGUCGAAAAUAUCGAAAUAAAACGUAUAAAAUGCAGACCAUAAAAUUUUAAAUAUCGAAUAAAUAAGCUACUUAAUUUCAUGUUAGUUUGAAGACCAUAAUAUAUAGAAAAUACAAAACGAUAACUUGAUAAUAAAUGACUACAUAUUCUUUUAAAAUAUAAUUUUAUAGUUUACCGAGGCAAAGUUUAGUUUUUAAUUAAAAUUUACUUUUGAUCUGAAUUUAGCACCAAGCAAACUGAAUAUUCUGAUAAUUCAGAGGACGUAUUUUAAUCAGGACAGCGAAAAAGAAAAAUACUUAUCCAAAAAUACAAGUAUCUUUAAUAUUUUACUUUUGAUAUCUUUUUAACUUGGUUUAGUCACAUAAAAAAAUAAGUAGUCUGUAUAUAGUCGCCUUGUAGUGAUAUUACAUGAGCGCCUUUUUGAAAAAUAAUAACGAUUUUUUUUCAAUUUAUUUCUUUCUUUCAAUCCGACCGAAUAUUUAUACCUUAUUUUUUUAUCUGCGACAUUUUGUUAUCACAAAUCACACCCGAAUGUAUUUUUUUAAAUAGAUGUUUACAAGGUUUUCUCUAUAGGUUGACAAUAUAUGUCCUACUGCUGGGCACAGGCCUCCCUCUUUCAACCGUAAGUGGUAUGGAGGGUAUUCCUCAUAGGGUUUAUUUCACUGCCACAUAAAAGGUUUUGCUAUUUCUUCCAUAAAUCUGUUCACUCCGAAAGACCUUUUAUGACAAAUCAGUUUGCUUGGAGCUACCAUAAAAUCCAAUCCGUCCCUUGCGUUCUUUGCAUUUGAAAUAUUUAGACUGAUCCGCUUAUUAAAUUAUGUUGUCAACAAAACCGCCACACUUUAUUUUUUUACUAGUCAUUUGCAAAUUAACAUCACCAGUCGUCACCUGGAUAUCUAAAAAGGUUGCAACGGAACAAUUGAUUUAAAAAGCAAUAUUGCUAUGUGACAUUUACGCAUAUUUAAAAGUAAGCGCGGAAUGUUAGCAACUAUCAAAUGGCAAUAUUGCUUUUAUAGAUGAAUUGCUUCAAUGUGGCCUUUUGACCCCCGUUAUGAUUUCGUGAUACAAAUUUUAUUACAGGAAAUAAUUGUAAUGCCGCAAAAAAUAGGUAUAUAAACAACUAUGUAUAAAAUAUGUUCGUAUUGUAAAGAAGUUAAAUGCAAAUUUUAUAAUCAUACAUAAAAAUGUCACGCACAAAAAUUGUGAUCCUAAUUAUGCAUAAAUGCCAAACAAGUAACUUGUCGUUGAACUACAGGAAUGUCGUUUAAAGUGUUGUUGUAAGAAAAAUACUUGAGGUUUUAUUUUUGUGUACAAAUACACAUUGUGCCAUCAUUUUUCACCGUUGAGGUGCUCUUUUGUUCAAUAAAAUCCUGCGUGACCCGUGGUACAACUGCUUGGUAUAACUCGCCGUACCACAGGGAUGUAUUCUCCCGAUGGGCCAAUCGUCCGAUGGUACAACUAAACAGGAAAAAAUAAAUCAAGGGCCAUAGUAUAGAGAACGAAGUCAAUGAAGCCAUUCUAUAAUAAUGAUAAGGCUUUGUCUGUUUCCACUACCAGCAUAUAUUGAUUGUUCCAUAGGGAAUGUGUUUAGUUGUACCAAAAAAUCCCUAUGGUACGGUCACGAGCAUUAAUAUGUAUACACUUUGGUACCAUGUCACAUUAACUUUUGUGACAAAUUGAACUGUAAGUCUCACUAAAUGUCAAAUAUGUUAGUGCGACAGAGUCCUAAAGUGGGUACAUUAUAUUGCUCAUGACUGUACAACCAGUUGUACCAAGUGGUUGUACCACGGGUCACACAGGAAUAAAAUUAAUAAUGUGGACAAUGGAUAUAUAAUACUUACACACUUACAGAGGUGACUUAUGCCGCUUAUUUGAACCAGGCCAGUACUUUUUACGUCUUGUUCAAGCCAUGCCAUCAUUACAGUUUUUCAAACGGCAUUUCUGUACUCACGCAUCCAAAAAUGUUACAAAUUCCAAAGUAUUACUAAUUCUUCAUGUCUUCUCAAACUUCUUACAAGGCCGAUAUGUAAUUAUAUACUUAAUUUUAAAAACUAUAUUAAACAUAAAGCUUGACAUAGUGAGUAGUUUUAAGUGAACCUUUAAAGAGAAUUGUAGGAAAGUUAAUCACAUGAAGUGUACAUAUAAAAAUGGUUUCCUUCAAAUAUUUUUUAUGAUAUUUAUAAUCGUGAGACAACAAUAUAUUUUGUAAGGCAACGAAGAGACUUACCAACAUACAUUCCCUGAGACUGAAACGUAUAGAAGAGGCUAAGAUCAAACAACAAUACGUUACAAAGUAAUAGUAAGAACAAGAACAUAAAUACUUAUGACUAUAUGAACUAGUGGACGAUAUUCAUAUUAUAUUAAAUUUCAUAUUCCUUCGCGGGUUGUAUUUAAGGUCAGACAGGCAGUCGUUUCUGUAAAAACCGGACCUGUCAAAUCGCAUUUGUUUUUUGAAAGAAGACACUAGACAGUAACUGCUGCUCCCAUAAAUGUAAAUAAAGUAUUUGACUGAAAAAUGAUAAAUAUAAUCUAAUCUAAGAUGAACAAAAAUCAAUCUCAUUUUACUUUUCGACUUAUUUCCCAAUUUUUUUAUGAAUUAAGUAAGAAUGAGUACGACGUUUGACCGUUUUUAUUGAUGACGUCACAGGACAGUAUUUCCAUACAAACUUCAAAGAAAACUUUCGUUUUGAGGUUUCGUAAAGAGUAUCACAUUUGACUAGGUUGUCAAGUAGCCUAUUAGAUAAAACUUCGGCCUGGGAAGCAUAUCUCAUCUGCAGUGAUUUGCAAUAACAUAGCAUCAUGCCUAUAUCCUCGGUGCGUUAGGCAGAGGUGUGUAUACAUAACUACUCCUGGCCAGUUAUGUUGGGGUCCUAUAUAAUAGGAACGAGCCUAUUGCCAUAACACAUGAAAAAAAAAAAACUAUUUGCAAUACUGACUAUCGUCCACUAUUUCAUUUAAAUUUUAUUUUACUUGACUAAUAUACAAAACAUCGUAUUAUUAAGUGAAUGCACACGGAUUUCAUUCCCGCCUCUUGUUUUAUUGUUAUCAUUAAAAACUCUGUCCUAUGCGUAUAUUAUACAUAAAGACAACACAAAUACAAGCUUUAACAUCAUCAAAACUUAAAAAUAAGGACAAUAGUAACGUUUAAUUAUUAAAAGGUCGUAAGGGACUUAAUCGCGAACAGAGUGACAUUUUCGGCGGAAAAUUCCACUUGAUAUUAACUCAGAAUCAUGAGCUGAAUCACCGUCCUCAGUUUUCGUUACGAUGUCGCUAACACCCUGUAUAUAUACAUAUAUUAAAAUAAUAUAUAGUUAUAUAUCAGCCUAAACGUCGAGGUAAAUACUAAAUAUAAAAAUGUGUCUGUUCGUGAUUCAGCCCUCUUAGUAAUGUUGUACCUAUUCGUAACUAAAUACAUAAGCUUGCAAUAAUAUUUUUGAGUGAAGUAUUUGGGUAGAAAUUGCUAUAAAAAUACUUAGUAAACUUACAAGGAGUCGACGUGGACCUUUACAGUUGCUGUUAUGCAAAUAAAAACUAUAAUGCAACAACAUAAAAUGAUAUGACAAUAUGUCACUAGUAGUGACUCACUGCUUAAAAAAAUUAAGUUUCAACUAAUAAGUUUAAAAUCUAUAUUUCAUCCACCCCUCCUCCUUCCUUUAUUGAGGAUAAAAUAUAGAUUUGACUUACGGAAGAAAGAUACGUGGUCCACAUCAUUGUAUAAGAAGAUCAGGUAUGCUCAAAAGUGACAGCUAUCAUUUCAAGGUUAACCCAGCUGACGUUAUCCGAAGCUGCGUUGCCAUUUAGUAAAAAAUAAAUUACCCACGACCAUUAUUUUUAUAUUAACUAUGCAAGGAAAUUUUGAACAUUUAGUAAAAGAGUUACUUACAAUUUUAAUGAUUUUUGUAUAAUUAUGUGACAAGUAGUAGUAAUUAAAUACAUUAGUCAGUAAUUCACUUAAUUUUCAAUAAUGAAAAAUAUAAUAAACGUCCUUGGAAUAUUGGAGAUACCAAUUUAAUGGUAACACAGUGGUAAGAGAUACGCCAUCAAAGGGCUAGCAAUGGCGGCUUGUCAUAGGAUUGAGCAUACCUGGUUUUCUUACACCAUGGGCCACAUUUCGGCUCUAAACGAAAGUAAAACAAGUCGGAAAAUAACGCGUUUCUGAUAAUUAUUUAUAUGAAAAUAUUUUGGAUUUGACAUUUUAUAAACAUUAAUCGUAUCGUAUCAAAUGUUUCAUCGUAUUCUACACGUAGUUUAACGAUCAUCGUUCAAAAAACACUACGUAACAUUUGAUGUGCCGUUAGCAACAUUUAAAACGACUCAAUGAGGGACUCUCCUACGUUUCUCAAAAGCAAUACAGAUGGCGCUGCAAAGAUUUCCCUUCGUUUAUUUGUAAUUUCAUGGAUAACAGACAUAUGCAUCUUUUAUCUUCGUUUUUGGGUAUAAACGAUGAACAAUGUAAAAACGAUUCUAUCCCACUCAGACACAAUUAUAUCUUCCACCCAUUAUUAUUCUGAUCAAAAUAAAGAGAAGCAAUGUAGGUAACAAUUAUAUACCAUAUCUGAUCCAAAUAUCAAGCCAUAAUAUAUGGCUCUGCCAUUAAAUAAUGUUUUUGAAUAAUUAUGUACGGUUACUAGCAUUAUACAGGGUGUUAGUAACAUCGUAACGAAUACUGAGGGAGAUGAUUCAGGCCGUGAUUUAGAGUUAAUAUCAAGUGGAAUUUUCGAUCGCAAAAGUAUGGAACGGAAAAUAAUUAAAAAGAACACUAAAAUUUUCAGGAAUUUUCCGACAGGAAAUUCCACUUGAUAUCAACUCAGAAUUAUAGUCUGAAUCAUCCCCUUCAGUAUUCGUUACGGUGUUACUAACACCCAUACCUACUUGUAUGGCUACCGUAUGUACUUGUAUGGGGUGUAAGUGUCAUCGUAACGAAUACUGAGUGGGUGAUUCAGCUGAUUAUUCUGAGUUAAUAUGAAGUGGAAUUUUCCAUCGCAAAAGUAUAAAAUUGAAAAUAAUUAAAAAAAAAACUAAAAAAAAAAUCGUGAAUUUUGCGACGGAAAAUUCCACUUAAUAUUAACUCAGAAUUAUGGUCUGAAUCAUCCCCCUCAGUAUUCGUUACGAUGUCACUAACACCCUGUAUAUACACUUUUUUGACAAAUUGAACUGUAAGUCUCACCUAAUGUCAAAUAUGUUAGUGCGACAGAGUCCUAAAGUGGGUACAUUAUAUUGCUCAUGACUGUACCUGAGCAAUGAGAAAAUAGGUAAUUAUCACGUUAAAUGUGAACAGCGCCAUCUAUAUUGUUUUUGGAGAACGUACCCUGGAAAGUACCUCAUUAUUGUCAAUGAACUAAAUAAAAUAGGACAGAGUCAAGAAUCGACUAACCAAGACUUCAUAAAGGCUGUGAAACAACUUGAAUUCGGUUUGGCGGGUGAUCUUAUGAUAAAAAAAAUAUCACUUAAAUGAUAGGGACGAAUUUUUGUAAUAAAUAGAUACUUAUGCAUAUAAAAAUCCUUACACAAUGGAUAAUCUUGGAAAAUAUAGCUUGAAGCAUUUUAUAAUACGAAGACAAUGUACUCGGGGCUCAAAGAGCGAGAAAUAAACAUUCGUUUGUACUAGUUCCUAUGUGUAAAACUCAGAUUGAAAAUAAUAUGGAUUCAGAAGUCAUAUUUGGCUAAAAUAUGUAAAUAAUACAGUUAAUAAAGCUCUCUUCAUUCGAUUAAGUGUGAACACAUUUCGGUAUUUGACAAAUUAGCGAAAAUUAAUCAGACUACUGCUGCACAGAUCAUAAAUAUUUUUAAGGAGCUGGUAUGUUAAUUGAAAUGUAGUUCGGAGUUAGAAAAAUCUUGUAAUACAAUAAUAAAGUCACAACGACCGCAAACUUCUUUAACAAAAAGCCAUAUAAUAUAUAAAUGUUAUUAUAAUUAUGUAAGUGUAAAUAUUUUAACUUAAACAUUGCGUUUAUGAUCCGUUCGGCAGUUUUUCUGAAAUUCGUUUAUAUGUCCUAACUACUCUUUGUAUUUUACACCACUAAAUCUAUGAUAUUAUUGAUCUGAGUUCUAACUAAAGCCAUAUUAACCAACGUGUGAGGAAUAAUUGCUGAACCGAAUUGCCUAGAAUUAGACCAAAAUUGUUGUACUUAUCCAUCUAAUAGUGAUAAAAAAGGGAAUGUCAAAGGAGAGUUAUGGAGAUAUUGUUAUAACAGCUGUUAUGUAUGUGAGUUGAAGGUCCACUUUAUAUAUUUUGUUUCUUAUUUUUAUAAUAUUUAUAUAUAUUGUAGUUAGUCUACUUGAGCGGAAUACGAGCGGACGGACCGUACGAAGCGUCCUGGCCGGCAUUUUCUAAUUGAAAGAAAGACACAAGAUACAUUUAUUAUUUACGGACACCACAGACACAGACAGGUACAUUACAUUUAACACAGGAUAAAACCACACGGAAAAUAAUUUAAAAAAAGAACGCUAAGAUUAAAAAAUAUUAGAAAAAAAAACAAACUAUAAUCUUGAAAAAUAAUAAUAUAAAGUAUUUAAAAAUGCAACUGACGGCCCGAUCAUCUGCGGAGGCAUCCGGUAUAAAAGGACCGGACCGGAGGAUGGAAGGAAAGGAGGAGGAAACCUUUGGAGAAGUUGGUGAAAGGUUUUCUUGCGAUGGAUGUACAGUCCUAGCCCAAUAGGGAAUACAGUCGUAAGCUUAUGUUAAAUACUGAUACUCCGUUCGCUCUUAUUCCGCUGAAGUGACCGCAGUUUAGUGUUGCAUAUAAUCGAAUUUGGUAGAAGAGUCAAUGCUAUUGAGCUACUUUGUUUGUAAACCAAGUAGUAUUUCUACUAAUAGUAUUCCUGUCGAUAUAUACUAGCUGAUUAAUAAGCUAUCAAUGCAACACAGUAGCUUUUAUAUUCACUAUAUUGUUAAAAGGUUCUGCCUUAGCGGCACAGCAACCGCGCCGCGGCGGCUUCGACCAAUAGACGCGGCGAAUGGUCUGUACGCAGAAAAACGUCUCGUGCGGCUAUUGGUCGAAGCCUUCGAUAUAAUUAGCGCCGCGAGCGACGCAGUUGCUGUGCCGCAAGGGGUGGACUACCAAAAUAAAUAAAGGACCCUCUUUUUGUACAACUGACAACGAUACUCGUAAUAAUAAUAUGAAGUAGGAAGUUUAUUUUUUCUUAUUAUAUUAUUGAUAUUAUAUAUUAUAUAAGCAAUAAAAAGUGGACCUUAUUUUUUUAUGAAAAAUUUUUAUGACCGUUCAUUUGCGUUUAACAAUUUCAUGUGUACCUUGUGUUGAUCUGUUAAAAAUAUCCGUUCUCUACUUAUAAUUUUAAUAUUCAGUUUUAAUUGUUAAAUAAUUAUGUAGAUCUUUAUGGCGAAUGUUUUUGAUUAUUUUAGUUAAUAUAUAAAAUUUAAUGUACUAGUAUUAGAUUCGAAUUGAAUAUGCUAAAAUUAUUAUAUAUACAUAAGUGACAAGAGUCUAUAACAAAUACUAUGAAUAAAUGUACAACCACCUUGCCUUGGAUCGCUUCUAAUAAAGUAGAUAUUUCUAUAAAUAUAUGUAUAAUCAAUAUUACAGUAAUACUCCUUACUGCUGUUGUGCUCAGUUACAGAAAAGAUAUUUGUAUGUGAAUUAUAUGUAGCUAGGUUACAAUAUAGCACUUUUAUAUUCCAAAAUUGAGUCGUUUCUGAAAACUGCAUGAUAUAAUAUACCUUUGUAUUUCUAACACUCUCAUUGUUAACUUCUUAUACAAUUAAUAUAUAUAGUACGUUAAUUGCCGCAUUGAUGUUAACGUGAUAUAAAAAAUAUGUAUAUAUAAUGCCAUAGUAACGUAAAGAAAGAUGUAAAUCGUGUAUUUUUUUAAUCAUAUCAAUCAGUUUUAUUUAAACCACUAGCGCCGAGAAUUCUUAUUUAAAUAAGGUACAACAGUUGAAGCAGAAUUUGAGAACGUGAUAUAGAAAAGAAAGAGUGCAUUGUAAUGAGUCAUUUAGUGAUUUUAUUUUCAAGAUCUUUUUUUCUUUUAAAAUGAAUACUUAAAAUGUAAAUUACUUAUCCUAUUUUUUUUUGUCAGUUUUCACCAAGCACUUGUUUAACCUUCGACGAAUAUAUUAUAUAUUCAAUACUAUAUUUUAUCGUCAAGUUAGCAUCAAUGUGGUAUUUUUUUUAAACCGUGUUCUGUACCCAAGGCCUGUACUUAUGAUCCACCUGAAGAACUCUGUUGCUCGAUGUAUAACUGAAAAUAUUAUAUAAAUAAAUAUGUAUUUCACGAUUAAAUAUAUUCGUAUGUGUAGGUA